AUGCAAGCGGUGAGGUUUUUGCGAUCUGGACAAUUUGGGUUUAUCCUCCAAAAGCUGCCUCAGAAUCAACUUGCUCAGGCCCCAACAAGGACCUCUUCAGCUGUUGCAGCUCAAGUAGAGAGAUGGGAUAAAGCUCAUGAAAGGUACUUUGGUCCUGAAAGAGACUUAAAGAACUUCCCUCAUCCUGUUAUGAGAAUGAGGGGUGCACCAGUCAGAUUGGGAUUCAUUCCAGAAGAAUGGUUCACGGCUAUGUAUCCAAAAACUGGUGUCACAGGUCCCUAUAUACUUGGAACUGGACUUCUUGCUACCUUGCUUUCGAAAGAAAUAUGGGUUAUUGACCAUGGAUUUGCUGAUGUCCUUGGAUUUACUGGAGCAUUUUUAUUUUGUGUUCUGAAGUUAGGACCUGGCAUCAACAAAAUGUUGGAAGAAAAACAACAGAGAAUGUAUGAUGCAACUUAUGCCAAGCCAAUUGCUGCCGCUAAAGAAGCUUACACUAAUACUAUUGAUGAUGCCAAGAAUGCUAUUUGGAGUCUUGAAGGACAGAAACAUUUGUUUGAAGCAAAGAAGGAAAAUGUUGAUCUUCAGUUGGAAUCUGUUUACCGCCAAAGACUGCAAAAGGCUUAUGCUGAAAUACAGAACCGCUUGGAUUAUCACUUGAAUGUACAAAAUACAAAACUACGGUUUGAACAAGAACACAUGGUCAAUUGGAUUGUAAGCAGUGUGGUGAAAAGCAUUACUCCACAACAGGAGAAAGAAAGUCUUAAGAAAUGCAUAGCAGAUUUGAAAGCAUUGGCUGCAGCAUAA
Molecule: messenger RNA, 804 nt
Organism: Acanthosepion pharaonis
Lineage: Eukaryota; Metazoa; Mollusca; Cephalopoda; Sepiida; Sepiidae
Source: the annotation of a GenBank genome assembly